CCGCACCGCAAAUCGGCCGGCAAAACUCUCUCGUACGCCCUUUCGUGACGGACGAUUAUCGAUCUCCUAUCUAUUCUCUCUUAUUACAGCGCUUUAGAAACGGCCGCGUGUACAUCCGACGGCGGGUGUACGAUGAGCAAAACACGAUCGGAUGUAUAUUUUAAUGAUAUAAAAUCGCUUUUCGGACGGAAAUACGAAUCGUGAGAGUUCUUCUGCUCGGACAAAGAGGAGGAAAAAAAAAAGGGAAAUGAUAUACGUCUAAUGAAUAAAUUAUGAAUACAAAGUAAGAUAGCUGGUGCGACGAGGUGCACAUUGUUGCGAGAUUGUUGAUUAUGCUGGACUAAACCCGGCGUAUUCUAGUGAAAUUUCUAGAAUGUGCUAAAGUGCUCUUUAAUCAUCUUCCCGUAACGCCGAUUCUCUUUCGUAAUACAGAGAGAGAGAGACAGAGAGGGGAGGUAGUCAGUUUUAAGUAUUCAAUGAUCAGAAAAAGAUUAUACAAAUGCCUUCCUCUAAUUUCCUACGACUUACGUCUGAAUUAAUUUCACGCUCGACGUGUACGCGUAUUAUUAAUCUGAUUCUAUUCUUUCUUUGCUCGAUCUGAUAAGGAAUUUCUGUUUGUAAAUAGGAACAAGCUACGUACUUAUAAGGAACGCGACAUGAAUUCGACGAUUUUUCGAGCAUUGGAUUUAAUUGCAAACUGCUCGAAAAAUCACGGUACGACAUAUACGUGUGUCAGAAGGGGACGUCGCGCCGUUCUCAGGAGCUAUAGCUUUAUUUUUGGGGAUCAUUCCUGUCUUACCUCCGUCGUUUUUCAAGAGCCGAACAGCAGAAGUGAUCCUUGGUAGAAGAGGAUUGUGCGAAUCAUCAAACGAAUAAAAAAAUUGGACUCAUUGAUAAAUCCUUAACAUGUCCACAAUGGCUGGCAGUGAGUACACAUCCGUAAAGGAUUUUUAUAGAGAAAGGUCGAUUUUCAUAACCGGAGCUACUGGCUUCAUGGGCAAAGUUCUCGUCGAGAAGUUAUUGAGAUCAUGUCCGGAUAUCAAAAACAUCUACCUUUUAAUGAGACCUAAAAAGGGUCAGAAUGUGCAAGAGAGAUUGCAAGAACUUUUAAACGUACCGCUGUUUGAGAAAUUACGGCGGGAUUCCCCUGGCGAGCUUUCCAAGAUCAUACCCGUGGCCGGUGAUAUUACGGAGCCAGAAUUGGGCAUCUCGACAGAAGAUCAAAAUAUGUUAAUAGAAUCUGUAUCGGUCAUUUUUCAUUCGGCGGCUACUGUCAAAUUUGAUGAGGCUUUGAAACUGUCGGUCACCAUAAAUAUGUUGGGCACGAAAAGAUUGGUUCAGUUAUGCCAUCGCAUGCACAACGUAGAGGCGUUCAUUCACGUGUCAACGGCGUACUGCAAUUGCGAUCGGAACGACGUCGCCGAGGAGAUUUACCCGGUGGGAAGAGAACCUGAUCAAGUGAUCGCUCUGACAGAAUUGAUGGACGACAAAAUGUUCGAAGACUGUACGCCAAAUCUGAUCGCCAGUCGACCAAAUACAUACACGUUUACAAAAGCGUUGACCGAGCGUAUGCUCCAGCGGGAAAAGGGUUCUUUACCGGUGGCGAUUGUCAGGCCAUCGAUCGUACUGUCUUCGUAUAGAGAACCGGUCGCCGGUUGGGUGGACAAUUGCAAUGGCCCCACGGGGAUUAUCGCCGCAGUUGGGAAAGGCUUCUUCAGAACUAUGCUAUGCCACGAGGACAAGGUAGCGGAUCUCGUGCCCGUCGACAUAGUGAUCAACUUAAUGAUUUGCGCGGCAUGGAGGACCGCUACGCAACGCACCGACAGCAUUCCGAUUUACAACUGUUGCACCGGCCAACAAAAUCCUAUAACCUGGAAGCAGUUCGUCGAUCUCUCGUUCAAAUAUUGUCGGCUACAUCCGAUGAAGGAUGCACUCUGGUAUCCGGACGGUUGUUGUCAUAACUCCGCCAUUAUAAACAACUUGUGCGUGGCAUUUCAACAUAUAUUACCCGCGUACAUCUUAGAUACUCUCGCUCGGCUCAAAGGCUCGCGACCCAUAAUGGUCCGCGUACAGUCAAAACUUUCCAAAGCCGCCAAGUGCUUGGAGUACUUCAGCACGAAACAGUGGAAUUUCAGAGACGACAAUGUGCGACGACUGGGUGAGCAACUCAGUCCGGAAGACCGGGAAACAUUUAUGUUCGAUGUUAAGCAAAUCGACUGGCCAUCGUACUUGGAGCAUUACAUUCUGGGAAUACGACAGUUUAUCCUGAAAGAGAGUCCGGACACACUGCCAGCUGCUCGUUCAUACAUCACAAAACUGUACUGGCUUCACAGGGCCAUACAAUUUGGGAUACUGAUAAUAAUGCUACGCGUCCUAUUGUCACGCAGUUCUGCAACGCGAGGAGCCUUCUUUUCGCUGUUGUCCGUCGUACUUCGCAUAUGCCGCUUGAUUGUUUGACGGCUCAGAACAGACUCGGUCGAUGAUCGCGAUCAUCGUAACACAAUGCGGCCAUUAUCCAGCAGCCGUUAUUUAAAGGUGCGAUUUGUUCUUCGACCUCGUUGCUCAGCCUCCUCGACGAUAAAGCGCUAUUUACACAUCCAUCGAUUGGCCUUUCCGAUGUUGGUAACCAUCAACAAGUAACAACGCCGUUUUACAAACCUGAUUCUUGAAAAAGUGUCGGUUACUGAUACGAUUGGACAAGAAUUCCCAAUCUGUCCUCGCGAGUAUAUAAGUACGCUCCAAAACACUUUGCAUAUAUUACAAUAAUUAUUAUUACAUUACUGGUGUUAUUCCUUGUUGCCCAGAGCGCGAAUUGUCGACUGUCACGAGAUUGAUUGUCGUCAAGUUCCACAUAGUGGUGUAACCGUCAUCGCGUGUUUCCAUUACGCUAGAAUACAAAAUAAACGCGCAUCGCCACGAUUAUUCCGUUAGCAUACAUCGUACAUCGAUACUUUGCACAACGUCAAUUUCUAAUAAAAUAAAAGAAGCCAAGUUAUAUCGGCACAUACUCGAGCGUUGCUAGCGCGAGCUUGGUACGUCAUUUUUAGUCUAGCUAGUCGGUUUUCGGUAUGGUAAAAUGGCUCGCGGGUAACCACCACGUUCUCACAACACGGCGGCAUUAGGAUUCCGUCGUGCCUUUGUAUUGUCGGUAUCUGACAUUCUUUUUUCCUUUUUACUCUGUGACGUAAGAUACCUAGAUAGAUAUUUUGCUACGAUCGCACGGUGACUCGUGGUUACGCGUACAGAGGCGAGAAAAUUGCUAUCGACUUAGAAGUAACACAUACAAAAACCGUAAAAACAAUACCAUACGAUAGAUAUGUUAGAUCAAGUGUGACAAGUACAUAACGACAGGUGUUUUGUAGCUUUUUUUUUUUAACGAACUGCCAUUGAUACGCGAAAAUUAUUUAAGUCAUAAACGUGUCUUGUUCAGAACAACGAGAGCUCGACAUCUUUGUGAACUUGUCUCGAAAAGCUACGCUAUGGUUACAGCCUUACCUUAAUGAAAUAUCUCUACGUAUCUUACAUAUAUUAUUGUCACAGGAUCAAUUUUUAAGAAACUUGGAAGGCAUUGGCAACUUAUUUUUCGGGGGGAUUAUUCGCUGAAUAAAAGCAAAUUGAUGACAUGCGACACGGAUAAAGAUAGAAAAAUUACAGUCAGUUAAAGUGCCAGUUCGUGUGCAAAUCGAUAAACUUUUGAUUAAUGGAGAUGAAAUUUGAACUCAGAUAUCAAUUUUACAUUUUAUCCAAUGUAUCCUUAAUCAACUGCGUUCGCAUUAAGCUUAUAUCCCGCCAAUAGAUCUUGCCAAUAUAAUCUGAGACUUAGAAGAAAGAGACCUGAAGAGGAAAAUCUGACAUUUCUUCCUUCGCAAUUAAUCUCCCAUCAUAUUUUGUUAGCAGAUCUUAUUAUAUUUCUGCUUCCGCCAAUAAAAUUGACAAAGAGCUGUUUUUGACACAUUUGUAUAUAAUAUUUUCAAAAGCGCGUUUUAAUCAUAGUUGGCAUGAACACGGAGACAUUUGUACUCGAUAAUUUUCGUAUCUCCAAGCUUGUUGCCUAUGCCUUUGAAAUAACAAUAAUAUUUUGAGGCUUUAUUUCAUGUAUUACUCCUUUGUGCUAAUCAUGUUUUCGUGUAAUUUAUUAUUCAAAGCGCGCACGUCGCGCCGGAGCGGGGUUUCCCUUAAAUUUUACAAUCACUCGAUGAAACGCUGUCGUGCUUCGAGAAUGAAAAAUACAUUUGAAAAUAGAUAAGUAAAUGUAAUGGAAAAAUUUUCAUGUUACAACGUAAGAAAAUGACAAAUAAUCCUAAUUUUGCGCCAAGGAGUAAAAGAGGAGUAGUGCUACGAAGGUCAUCUUCUACUAGUCUCGUCUGUAUUGUUACUUGGUUACACAGUGCAUACAAAAAAAAUAAUAUUUAAUAUUUAAUAUAUAUAUAAUUAAUUUAAUUAAUAUUAUACUAUGCUACUAUACAAAUUACAUUAAAAAUAAUGAAUCAUUACUGAGUAUUUCGCUUUUUUCUCGAUAUCCCUCAUUAAAUUAAUUUAAGAUAAAUCUUAUUAAAUCAAAUUUUAUCUAUUAAAGCAUCUUUUACACGCUAAUUCAUCAUUUAUUCAUUAGAAAAACGUAAUCUUUUUCUUUGUUAAAAUUAUCACGGAUAAGCACAAUCUAUCGCACCAAAAA
Molecule: messenger RNA, 4675 nt
Organism: Pogonomyrmex barbatus (red harvester ant)
Lineage: Eukaryota; Metazoa; Arthropoda; Insecta; Hymenoptera; Formicidae
Product: putative fatty acyl-CoA reductase CG5065
Biological process (GO): long-chain fatty-acyl-CoA metabolic process
Cellular component (GO): peroxisome
Molecular function (GO): alcohol-forming very long-chain fatty acyl-CoA reductase (NADP+) activity
Source: RefSeq, a predicted model, not a curated record